GCCGCCGCCGCAACCAUGCACCCCGCGGGCCCCCCGGCCGCCCCGGCUCCGCGCCGCGGCCGCCACCCCCCGCCCGGGCGCCCCGCGCAGCCGCCGCGGCUCCCCGCGCCCACCCCGGCCCCAGCCGCGCGCCCGUCGCCCCCGGCGCCCGGGCCGCGGCCCCGCGUGGCCGUGAAGAUGGCCUUCCGCAAGGCCUACUCCAUCAAGGACAAGCUGCAGGCCAUCGAGCGCGUCAAGGGCGGCGAGCGGCAGGCCAGCGUGUGCCGCGACUUCGGGGUGCCGGGCGGCACGCUGCGCGGCUGGCUCAAGGACGAGCCGAAGCUGCGCUGGUUCCUGGAGCAGCUGGGCGGCGAGGUGGGCACGCAGCGCAAGAAGAUGCGGCUGGCCAACGAGGAGGAGAUCGACCGCGCCGUCUACUCGUGGUUCCUGGCGCUGCGCCAGCACGGCGUGCCGCUGUCGGGGCCGCUCAUCCAGGCGCAGGCCGAGGCCUUCGCGCGCCAGAUCUACGGGCCCGAGUGCACCUUCAAGGCCAGCCACGGCUGGUUCUGGCGCUGGCAGAAGCGCCACGGCAUCUCCAGCCAGCGCAUCUACGGCGAGGCCGAGCCCCUGGCCGCGGGCCCCGCGGCCGGCCCGCCCGUCAAGCAGGAGCCCGCGCAGUCCCCCGGCUCGGGCGCCGGCCCCCUGCCCGACCGGGCCCCAGCCCCGCCGCCCCCCGCGGAGGGCGGCUACGGCGACGAGCAGAUCUACAACGCGAACGUCACUGGCCUCUACUGGAAGCUGCUUCCGGAGCAGGCCGCGCCCCUGAGCGCGGGGGACCCCGGCGCGGGGGGCUGCGGCCGGCGCUGGCGGGGUGACCGGGUGACCGUGCUUCUGGCCGCCAACCUGACCGGCAGCCACAAGCUGAAGCCCCUGGUCAUCGGUCAGCUGCCAGAUCCGCCUAGCCUGCGCCACCACAACCAGGACAAGUUCCCCGCCUCCUACCGCUACAGCCCGGACGCCUGGCUCAGCCGUCCACUGCUGCGGGGCUGGUUCUUCGAGGAGUUCGUCCCCGGCGUGAGGCGGUACCUGCGCCGCAGCUGUCUGCAGCAGAAGGCUGUGCUGCUGGUGGCCCACCCGCCCUGCCCCAGCCCAGCAGCCAGGAUGCCCGCCCUGGAGGACAGCGAGGACACCCUCCGGCGGUGUCGGCCUGAGCCCCUCAGUCCCCCAGAAGAGCUCCAGACCCCGGAUGGCGCUGUGCGCGUGCUCUUCCUGUCCAAGGGCAACAGCCGGGCGCACAUCCCGGCACCACUGGAGCAGGGUGUUGUAGCCGCUUUCAAGCAGCUGUACAAGCGGGAGCUGCUGAGGCUGGCCGUGUCCUGUGCGGGGGGCUCACCGCUGGACUUCAUGCGCAGCUUCAUGCUCAAGGACAUGCUCUACCUGGCCGGCCUUUCCUGGGACCUGGUGCAGGCGGGCAGCAUUGAGCGGUGCUGGCUGCUGGGCUUACGGGCGGCCUUCGAGCCCCGGCCCGCCGAGGAGUGUGCUGGGCAGCCCGCCUGCCAGACCGAGGAGGCCGCGGAGCACAGCCGGGUGCUCAGCGACCUCACGCACCUGGCAGCCCUGGCCUACAAGCGUCUGGCGCCGGAGGAGGUGGCCGAGUGGCUGCACCUGGACGAUGACGGGGGGCUGCCCGACGGCUGCAGAGAGGACGCAGGCCCUGGUCGGCCCCCUGUGCUGGUCCCUGCUGCCCCUCCCACCCUGGCCAGCCUACCCUCUGUCAUGGGGGGUGGGGAGGAGGAGGAGGAGGCUGCUGUGCCCACAGCUGGGGAGGCUGUCCGGGGUCUGGAGACAGCUCUGCGGUGGCUGGAGAAUCAGGACCCCCAGGAGGUGGGGCCCCCCAAGCUGGUGCAGCUGCGCUCCCUGAUCAGCAUGGCCCGGAGGCUGGGGGGCAUCGGUCCCUCUCCUGCAGUCCCCGAGGACGGGGUGUGACCGAGCCAGCCUGAGCGGCCCCCACGUUGGCUGUUCUCCUGCUGCACUUGGAGGGAGGGGACACACUAAGUCUUCCAUUUCCUCUCUUUCCCUCCUCUGGGAUGGCCCACCCCAUAGCUCAGGGGGCUCCAGGGGUCCCAGCCACAGGCUGGCUUGGAGGCGCUCUGUUAGGCUGUGCUCCACCAGUCCCCAUCUUCCUGAGGGGGAGCUAGAAGAGGGGCCCCGGGCACCUACAUCUCCUCCCUGGGCAAGCACACUCUUGGGGUCUGUGGUUUUAGCUGGGGUCCCUUGGCACACACACGACGUAGCGCACUAAUCAGAGCCGAUCUUGGUUUUCCGGCUCUGGCCGUUGUGGGGCUGAGACCUUGAGCCCGGUGCCCGUACCUCCUCCCUCCUCCCCGGCGGCCCAUCACGUGCACUGGACAGGGGCCGGCACUCCCGCAAGUCUGGAGCUCUGGUGCUUCACGGUUCCCAUGCCUGGCCACGCAGUCAUCGCAGAGGCACACCGCUCUGUUUUGGUGUUCAGCACGUUACACCCGUUUUUACAGAUGUCUUGCCUGGCGGCCAGCACAGUGUCUCAUUCUCCAGCCUGGGGCUGGUCUUGGAAGUUGGCUCCGCAGAGGCUGGGGAAGGAGGAUGGGGCCCAGUGACUGGGGACCCCGAAGUGCUGGACGCAGCAGGGAGUGUAGAUUUCUCUUCCGCUGGAAUUGUUAGUUUUCCUUAAAAUUCCACUCCCAAACCGCUGUCCUAUUCUAUGGAGUUAGCAGCCUUCUAGACUUGG
Molecule: messenger RNA, 2746 nt
Organism: Mustela erminea (ermine)
Lineage: Eukaryota; Metazoa; Chordata; Mammalia; Carnivora; Mustelidae
Gene: TIGD5
Product: tigger transposable element derived 5
Exons: 1
Coding region: 16-1965 (649 amino acids)
Cellular component (GO): nucleus
Molecular function (GO): DNA binding
Source: RefSeq, a predicted model, not a curated record